AUGCAAUCCACCUCACCUUUCCAUUCGCUUACUCCGGAGGUGAAGUACUCUCCGCCAUGGCAGGACCUGAGCAUCAUCGGCAUCGCAGGUAGCUCCGGGUCUGGCAAGACCUCGGUGGCCGCUGAGAUCGUCAAGUCGCUAAACCUUCCCUGGGUCGUGAUUUUAGUCAUGGACUCUUUCUACAAGACUUUGACUCCCGAGCAGCACCACAAAGCCCAUCAAAAUGAAUAUGAUUUCGAUUGUCCAGACUCAAUUGAUUUUGAUCUUUUGGUCGAAACUCUCAAGGAUUUAAAGAAAGGAAAGAAAAGCCACAUCCCAGUCUAUUCGUUCGCCGACCAUCAGCGUCAGCCCCAGACCACCACUCUGUAUUCGCCUCGAGUGUUGAUCCUCGAGGGUAUUCUGGCACUGCAUGACCCUAGAAUUGCUGAGCUUCUAGAUGUCAAAAUCUUCGUUGAGGCUGACAUGGAUGUCUGCUUGGGCCGUCGGAUACUUCGCGAUGUCAAGGAAAGAGGUCGGGAUAUCGAAGGCAUCGUUAAACAGUGGUUUACCUUUGUCAAGCCGUCCUACACCAAAUUUGUUGCACCUCAACGGGGAGUCUCCGACAUCAUCAUUCCUCGCGGAAUAGAGAACUUAACGGCUAUUGACAUGGUUGUUAAACACAUCCAACGCAAGCUUCAAGAGAAGUCUGAAGCGCAUACCGAGGAACUCCACAGGCUCGGGCUCAUCGCUGCAAAAGUAGAACUGCCGCAUAACGUUCAUGUACUACCUGCAACCCCCCAGAUUGUUGGAAUGAACACUAUCCUACAAAAUCCCGAGACUGAGGAGGUUGAUUUCGUUUUCUACUUCGAUCGACUUGCCUCAAUUCUGAUUGAGCGAGCCUUGGACAUGACCCAAUAUGGCCCAAUAAACGUGGAAACUCCACAGGGGAAUAAAUAUAUGGGUCUUAGUCCCCGAGGAGCUGUGUCCGCUGUUGCUAUCUUACGUGGCGGUUCUUGCUUAGAAACCGCCCUGAAGCGAAGCAUUCCCGACUGCAUCACUGGCCGGGUUCUCAUCCAGACUAACGAGUCUAGCCAGGAGCCUGAACUACAUUACCUAAAGCUUCCACCACAGUUGGAGGAGCACAGCAGCAUCCUGCUGUUAGACCCACAGAUGUCUAGUGGAGGAGCUGCACUCAUGGCUGUGCGUGUCUUGAUUGACCAUGGUGUCCAAGAAGAAAAGAUCGUUUUCGUGACAUGCGCAGCCGGAGAGACGGGCUUGAAGCGCCUCGCUGCGGUAUUCCCUAAGAUUAAUAUCAUUGUUGGUCGGAUUGAGGAGGAUGGCGAGCCGCGGUGGAUGGAGAAGCGCUACUUUGGAUGUUGA
This is a messenger RNA of Penicillium pulvis, 1359 nucleotides long. RefSeq names its product uridine kinase family protein. The record is from RefSeq and is a predicted model, not a curated record. The transcript is spliced from 8 exons. Gene Ontology annotation, molecular function: kinase activity; ATP binding. Lineage: Eukaryota; Fungi; Ascomycota; Eurotiomycetes; Eurotiales; Aspergillaceae. Gene Ontology annotation, cellular component: cytoplasm. Bases 1 to 1359 code for a protein of 452 amino acids.